UUUAAUUUGCAGUCGUAGGUAUCGUAAAUCGUGUAAAUCAAUCAAGCAAUAAUUUAAUAGAACGCAACGCCCACUACUCUGUACUCUGUUUUAGUUUUUGAUGAAUAUUUAAUUUCUAUCAACACAGUUCCAUUGUGAAAGAAAUCAGAUAAAUACUUCUAAGGAACUUGUACAAAGUUGCAAAAGAUUUUAUUGCAGUAACACUAAAUACUAGAUACUGGUUCUGGUUUUUGAUCUUAGACCCUGGCCCCAAACAAGUUGGUUAACAUGAAGAAAAAGGUUCUGUUGAUGGGGAAGAGUGGUUCCGGUAAGACGAGUAUGAGGUCUAUCAUAUUUGCCAACUAUAUUGCUAGAGACACUAGGAGACUAGGGGCCACAAUUGAUGUUGAACAUUCCCAUGUACGAUUCUUGGGCAAUCUUGUCCUCAACCUAUGGGACUGCGGAGGGCAAGAGGCGUUCAUGGAAAAUUACUUUGCAUCACAGAGAGACAAUAUAUUCAGAAAUGUGGAAGUUCUCAUUUAUGUGUUUGAUGUUGAAAGCAGAGAAAUGGAAAAAGAUACACAUUAUUACCAAUCAUGUUUGGAAGCUAUUUUACAGAAUUCUCCAGAAGCAAGAAUAUUUUGUCUAGUACACAAAAUGGACUUAGUAGCUGAAGAAAGGCAAGAAGAAAUGUUCAGAUCACGUGAAGAGGAUCUCAAAAGGCUCUCUCGACCUCUUGAAUGUACUUGCUUCCGAACUAGUAUAUGGGAUGAAACUCUAUACAAGGCAUGGUCAAGCAUAGUUUACAAAUUAAUACCUAAUGUCAAAGCAUUAGAAUCUUCACUAAAGCAGUUUGCAGCUAUCGUGGAUGCAGAUGAGGUACUUUUGUUUGAGCGGGCUACUUUUCUUGUGGUGUCACACUGCCAAAGGCGGCCGCACCGUGACGCGCAUCGGUUCGAAAAAGUCUCGAACAUCGUUAAACAGUUCAAACUGUCCUGUUCCAAGCUAGCGGCCCAGUUCCAAAGCAUGGAGGUGAGAAAUAGCGUAUUCGCGGCCUUUAUUGAUGGGUUUACGAGCAACACAUACGUCAUGGUCGAAAUGUCCGACCCCAAGAUCCCCUCCGAGGCAGCUCUCAUCAACAUCAGGAACGCGAGGAAACAUUUUGAAAAGCUCGAAAAAGUAUCUUCCAGCGCCCCGAGCCAGUACCAGUGAAGAGAUUUUAGUGCCUUAGGCCGGAAACAUACUUGUAACACGCUAACUAUCCGACGUCACGCAAUGCGUAUUGAGUCAUAACAAAAUUCAAACAGCCGGAAUAAUAAUCAUCUACUGCGCAAAACACCCUCUCUCUUAUAGAACAUAUGUGUAGGUUUUACAUAAUAUACCAUAAGUGAGAGACAGGAUACGACAAACCAUAAUAUUGUAGAAUUUAAGAAUCGCCCUACAAACGCAAAGUUUUAGUAGUGUGUCUAUGGCAUGGACACAGACAAGGCGAUGAUCAGCUUGUACGAAAACAAAUGUCACCAUUCCCUAUUUCAAAUUUUCGUUUAGGUAGAGGCUUGUCGAAAUCAUUAUUUGUCGUCACUCCUAGAGUCGAUUUCGUGUUUCAAAACACUGUAUCAAAUCGAAAUGGAACUAAAAACUUGGUUUUAAAACUCUAUUUUGUUUAGAAAUACUUUUAACAAAACUCUUGAAAAAUAAAAACCAGUAGAUAAGAAUUUGCGAGUCAGCGAUUAAAUCUUAAAAUUUACAUUUUAUAAUCUAUAGACUAGAAAACUACUCGAUAGGGUAAUAAAGAGUAGAGUUUAAAAAAUAAAAAAAACUAUUAAUAUAUAUAUUUUUUUAAGUAUUUAUUGUGCCCCAAGCACAGCAAUUUUUCAUAAUUUAAAGAAUUGUUAUGGUGGACUAAACGCUUCUCAUUGAGGGAGGAGACCCGUGCCCUGUAGUAUUAUAGCCGGUAAAUGGUUGAUGUGAUGAUCAAACAUCUUAAUACCAUUUUACUUUUUAAAUGUAUAAACUGCCAAAAACUCUACUGAUUGUAAAAGUAAAUCGUAUGCGCUUAGUACUAGAACGCGGCGACUUGGUCUCUAAUAUUCUUGAUGUCCCCUGC
Messenger RNA from Pararge aegeria (speckled wood butterfly), 2086 nucleotides. It is a transcript of the gene RagA-B, whose product is annotated as ras-related GTP-binding protein A. Gene Ontology annotation, biological process: positive regulation of TOR signaling; regulation of autophagy; cellular response to starvation. Lineage: Eukaryota; Metazoa; Arthropoda; Insecta; Lepidoptera; Nymphalidae. Bases 268 to 1191 code for a protein of 307 amino acids. The record is from RefSeq and is a predicted model, not a curated record. The transcript has 7 exons. Gene Ontology annotation, molecular function: GTPase activity; GTP binding. Gene Ontology annotation, cellular component: lysosome; nucleus; Gtr1-Gtr2 GTPase complex.